Gasterosteus aculeatus aculeatus (three-spined stickleback) is the source of this 1660-nucleotide messenger RNA. RefSeq names its product mitochondrial calcium uptake 2 (gene micu2). Gene Ontology annotation, molecular function: calcium ion binding. Lineage: Eukaryota; Metazoa; Chordata; Actinopteri; Perciformes; Gasterosteidae. The record is from RefSeq and is a predicted model, not a curated record. Gene Ontology annotation, cellular component: uniplex complex. Gene Ontology annotation, biological process: calcium import into the mitochondrion; mitochondrial calcium ion homeostasis.
GAGAAAAUGGCCAGUUGGGGAAGGGUCGCCGCCGCCUUGAGCAACGUUUUGAGGAGUCCUCGGUCUCUGAAAGUUUUAGUACCCCGAAGAGCCGUCGGACCCGGUCUUGUGGGCUCACUUAUCGGAACCGGGUUUUUUUGUUAUUACCAGUAUCAUGCGAACCACAGGACUCUGCCCUUCGCCGUUCAUGCCGAGGUUCCAAAAGAAGCCGCCGCCGCCGCCGCACAGCCGUCCCCCAGAAGGGUCCGUUUCAACCAGUUCGCCUCGGUGGUCUACGAGGAGGAGCCCUACAUGACCGCCAGGGACUUCCUGUUCUCGGUGAUGAUGGAGAAUGUUGACCGAAAGCUGCAGAAGAGAAUUUUAACAGCAAAAGACGUUAACCACAUGCUGGGAGUCGCCUCCAACGCUCAGGCCGGCAACGAGCUGUUCAGAAACAUCGGCGACAACGGUUUGAUUUCCUACACGGAGUAUCUGUUCUUGCUGACCAUCCUAACCAAGCCGCGCACAGGAUUUCACAUCGCUUUCAAAAUGCUCGACGUUGAUGGUAACGAGCAAGUGGACCAAAAGGAAUUUCUAAAGCUGAAGAAUAUAAUUGGGAAAAGUAAAACGAGAGUCCCCAAGGAGAGCACAGAGAAACCAGCGGAGGAAGAGGAAAGCUCCAAAACUACACUGCAGGCCUACUUCUUUGGCAAGAGAGGAGAAAAAAAGUUGCAGUAUCAGGAGUUCCAGAAGUUCAUGGAGGACCUGCAGGCUGAAGUCCAGGCAAUGGAGUUCCUGCAGUUCUCCAGAGGUAUGGACACCAUGCGAAGAGAAGACUUUGCUGAGUGGCUGCUCCACUACACCAACGAAGAAGACAACGAAUUGUACUGGCAAAACAUCAGGAGGAGGAUACCCGCUGGCCAGAGCAUCACGUUCGCGGAGUUCAAAGCGUUCUGCCUCUUCACCAAUAACCUGGAGGAUUUUUCCUUUUCCGUGAAACUGGUGACGGGAGCCAACCGCCCCGUUGGGAUGGCCCAGUUCAAACGAGCCGUGAGAAUCGCCACAGGCCACAACCUGUCUGAAAACGUGCUGGACACGGUGUUCAAGCUGUUCGACAUGGACGGAGACAACUGCCUGAGCCACAAGGAGUUCAUGGGGGUGAUGAAGGACCGAAUGCUGCGAGGCCUGAAGGUGCAGCAUCAGAACGGCCUGUCUGGCUACUGGAGAUGCGUAAAGCGAGAGACCCUAAAGGCAGCUCAAGAAGCCUUGGGGGGCGACACCGGGUGCCCCUUCUGAACCCCCCGCAACGUUACCCACAACCACUGCCGGCCUUCGUAGCGUACAACCAGGCACAUGUCAAGAAACUAAGGAUUUACACCACUACGUUGAGCACAAAUUAUCCAUUUUACAGACCAACCCUACGCUCUGAUGUUAACUGUGGAGCAGGUUGUACUUUACAAUAUUUUCAGUGUUCCUAAUCAAGUUGUGGAUUUUAUGUUCUGAAUGGCUGAUGGCUUUGAAAUGAUCUUUGCACUCUUCACACUUCCUCCAACAAGAGGUGGGUGUAGCAGGUCGUUGACCUCCUUUUAGCUUCAACUUGUCCAUUUAUCAAGGGCUUUUUUUGGUGUUGGUUUUUCACAUUUAUUGUCCAACCAUUAUGAAAUAAAGUACAAAAAUACCA